Halteromyces radiatus is the source of this 734-nucleotide messenger RNA. RefSeq lists its product as uncharacterized. Lineage: Eukaryota; Fungi; Mucoromycota; Mucoromycetes; Mucorales; Cunninghamellaceae. The coding region runs from base 31 to 651 and encodes 206 amino acids. The transcript has a single exon. Gene Ontology annotation, biological process: DNA replication; DNA strand elongation involved in mitotic DNA replication. Gene Ontology annotation, cellular component: GINS complex. The record is from RefSeq and is a predicted model, not a curated record.
UAUUAUUUUUUUUUUAAUAAAGAAUAUAUAAUGGCAACUUUUGGUGAAUCAAGUUAUAAACUAGCUAAAGAAGCAAAAAGAACAGCAGAUCUCCUGGUAUCUCCUUACAAUGAAGAUUUAGUACAAAAUAUUUGUCGAGAAACACGCAUGCUUCAUACAAAAGCAGAAACUAUCUUACGUACUAUGCGCGACGAUGCAACAAUAGAUGGUCCUGAUAAACGAACAAGUCGAUUAACUCAACUUAUUAUGCAUCACUCAGCUGUCAAACAUAACAAACGGGUACUAUUUGCCUAUCAUCGUCAACGCAUGGAUAAACUUAAGGAAUUGUCAUGGGAUGUAGGAAGACAAGGAGAAUAUCAACGUGAUAUCAAGUCAGCGCUUGGUCCUCAAGAACAUCGAUUCUUGGAAGAAUAUGGGGAUAUUGUUGCUAGUUACAAAAAAGCAUUUUUGGAUAUCGAUCUUGGUGGAAAUGGUGGUGUUGGUUUAGUCCCUCCAAAAGAUUUGUUUAUUGAAGUACGCGUUAUCAAGGAUGCUGGUGAAAUCCAUACUGAAUAUGGUGUCUUGAAUCUGGCAAAAGGAAAUCAAUUUUAUGUGAGACGUACCGAUGUGGAAACUUUAAUCAAGGCUGGUUAUCUCAAACAUGUGUCUUAGUGUUAUUACUUCUUUAUACUCAUCUUCUGCUUCCCUUAUUUAGACUCUUUUUUUUUUUUUUUGAUCUUCAUGAUCAACUUUAC